Molecule: messenger RNA, 1872 nt
Organism: Solea solea (common sole)
Lineage: Eukaryota; Metazoa; Chordata; Actinopteri; Pleuronectiformes; Soleidae
Gene: ccdc3a
Product: coiled-coil domain containing 3a
Exons: 3
Coding region: 341-1228 (295 amino acids)
Biological process (GO): negative regulation of gene expression
Cellular component (GO): extracellular region
Source: RefSeq, a predicted model, not a curated record
UCACGCCCACAGCAGACACAGAUGAAACACAACGACAGGUUAGAGCAGAGCAUGCUUUCUGAGCAUAAGGAUGAUUUCCUUCUUGUUUUUUUAAUCAAAAAUAAUACUAGUCUGAAAUAGCAAGGUCUGAGUCACUGCGAGGCGAAUAGCUAAAUGUAGUGAGAUACGUUGUGUUUUUGGUAUUUUUGUGAAGACAAGCUUCUUUACAUUAUCAGGUAAAGUUUUGGUGUUUUUUUUAAAGUGCCACAUUUGAAACGUAAUUUUAUGAAAUUAGGACAAAACAAACAUUUCUCUAUUGGAUCAUCACAUCAGGUUUCAGUGACAGUAAAGGCACCUCGGGAUGUGUUCCACGACUCUCCUUCUCACAGCGUUGUGCGUUUUUACGCACUGGGGCACUUUUACGCACGGGUGCCAGCUACCCUCCGAGUGGCGGCCGCUGAGCGAGGGUUGCCGAGCCGAGCUGGCGGAGAUUAUUGUGUACGCUCGGGUUCUGGCGAUACACCGGGAGCCUCUGAGUGGAGGGGCGGGAAGCCUGUACAACUCGCUGUCCGGGUUUGGGUAUGGAUACGAGGGCGCAGAAGAAGGGCUGCUGUACUCGGCUGAGGUGGAGCUGCUGUGCGACCAGGCUUGGGGCAGCAUGCUGGAGGUUCCAACCGGAUCAAGACUCAACCUGACAGGUCUUGGGUACCUGUCCUGCCAGUCCUACACGGUGAUGGAGAACUACUCCUACUUCUUCUUCCUCAGGAUGGACGAGAACUACAACAUCCUCCCACACGGCAUCAACUUCCAGGACGCCAUCUUCCCUGACACGGCCGAGCACAGGAGCAUGUUCUCCAACCUCUUCCAGUACUCCAACUGCACCCAAGGGAGCCAGCCGUUCCACACCUUCAGCCCCGAGUGGGAACCUCAGGAGGACAGCAGGCUGCUGUGUUCCUCGGUGCAGGCGGCGCUGUUUGAGGAGGAGGAGCAACGGCGCAGGAUGCAGGAGCGCCUGGCCACCGUGGAGCGGAGGAACCGUCAGCUGAAGGAGCGCGUUCGCAAGGUAAAGCGCUCCCUGAGGAACAGCCGCAAGGCCGCGCGCAAGGCCGAGGAGGAGCUGCGGGAGCUGCAGGUGAAGCUGAAGGCUGUCGAGAGGAGCGAGGGGCAUCAUCUCAACGCCAUCACACAGGAGGAGCCUUCCCCAGGGCGUUACGCAAGCACAGCAACACGCCAGCGACUGCAACUUUAACUAAAUCCUGACCUGCCCUGACCUGCAGCCAGUCUGGACUGAAAACUGGCUGUUGAGAGUGAGAGGCUGCUGGGCAGUCUCCACAAAGGGGACAAACAAACAGCACGUGUCAUAUAGUAUCAAAGUAAACACGCCUUUAAAGUAUUACUCUCCACAGUUAUGUUGUAAAGUAACGUGUUUUGUAUAGCUCUGACUGCAUGAACACAACACUGACGACGAUUCCUGUUCAUCUGACAAAACAGAGCAAGGUGAUUUUCCAUAAAGAUGAUGCAAAGUGUUUUACAGACAGGCAUUCACACCUACAGUCAACGUAGAGUCUCCAGCUACAUCCAUACUUCUGUUUUCAUUUAAAAAACAAUCCACGUGAGCAUUUUAGCUCCAUUUUCGCGAGUUAUCCGGUCAAACGAAAAGUCAGAAAAUCUCGGCCUCAGAUACAAGUGCACAAACUUUAGAGAGGAUGUAAUCCAUAGCCUUUUAAGUACAAUAUCUAUCUAUUAUUUUCACUACCUUUAGUUAUAAAAUUUCCUACGUGUGAGACGGUUCGUUGGCGAUGACGUGUAAUUCAAGCUCGAACAUGAAUGUUUUUGUACAAAUGUUUUAGUUUUGGUUUUUUUUGCUUAUAAAAUUUUAAGAUGGAUGAACAA